Aspergillus steynii IBT 23096 is the source of this 2134-nucleotide messenger RNA. Its product is annotated as putative DNA polymerase iota. Gene Ontology annotation, molecular function: DNA-directed DNA polymerase activity; damaged DNA binding. The record is from RefSeq and is a predicted model, not a curated record. Gene Ontology annotation, biological process: translesion synthesis. The coding region runs from base 87 to 1880 and encodes 597 amino acids. The transcript has 3 exons. Lineage: Eukaryota; Fungi; Ascomycota; Eurotiomycetes; Eurotiales; Aspergillaceae.
GUCCGCAGUACGGAGUAGUCUGCCGUAGGGGUUAUCCCCUCCUGUCAAAAUUCAAAAUUCGAAAUCACUUCGGAAAAGGAUCUUAGAUGGCUCCCGUUCCUGCCAGAGAAGACCGCCGAAUCAUUCUUCAUUUUGAUUAUGAUUGCUUCUACGCCUCCGUCUUCGAAGCCGAACAGCCCGUCUUGAAAUCGCUGCCUUUGGCAGUUCAGCAGAAGCAAAUCGUCGUGACCUGCAACUAUGAAGCCCGACGCCGGGGUCUGCACAAACUUCAAUUGAUCCGAGAAGCCAAGCAAAUCUGUCCCGACGUGGUGAUUGUUCUGGGAGAGGAUCUAUCCAAAUUCCGAGAUGCGUCCAAGGAGCUCUACCUCUUCCUCCGCGGUUUCGUUUGGGGAGGCCGCGUAGAAAAAUUGGGAUUCGACGAAUUGUUUUUGGAUGUCACAGACAUGAUCACGUACAACGUGGAUCUGCUGAAUCCAAAUGAUCUAGAACACUCGUUCUUUCAUCUCGACCGCCAGGAACCCACGGUGGGCUUCCGCUACAAUGCCACCCUACCACUUGGUCCCACCUAUCCGUCGGACCCAACGUGGUCCUCGCCCGUCGCCCAGGUCGACUCGUCCUUGCUGGACACCAAGCUGCUGGUUGCCUCCCAUCUAGCAGGCCACCUGCGGAGGCAACUCGAGCAGCGGAAGGGAUACACUGCCACGGUGGGUGUGUCAACGUCGAAACUUCUCGCCAAGCUGGUGGGAUGCACCCACAAGCCUAAUAGUCAGACAACCCUCCUGCCGCCCUACGUUGCGGCGCAGCCUGGCGCACAUACCAACGUCCUCGAUUUCCUCGAUGCCCACGAGAUCCGAAAAAUCCCCGGCAUCGGGUCGAAAAUCGCCCAACGGAUCGCUUCCCAUCUCGUCAGAGCAGGUGUUCGAUCGGGCACCACCCGGCCUGAAACAACUCCUGUCGCGGAUGCCCCCAUUACCGUUCGACACGUGCGUCAAUGUCCGGGCAUGGGCCCUUUACUUCUAGAUAAGAUCGUCGGGGGGCCCGGAUAUCCCAAGGACAUUGGUAUCAAGAUUUGGCGACUGAUCCACGGCGUAGAUUACUCGGAGGUCCGGCAGGCCCGAGACUUGCCAACCCAGAUCAGCAUCGAAGACACUUACGGGCGUAUGGACACUCUCGAUGCCGUCAGGCGGGAGCUGGUCUCUUUGACGGUUAGUCUAAUCCGGCGCAUGCGGACGGACCUGACCGAGAGGCUGGACGAGCGGGAAGCGGCACCGGGGCGAGUUCCCGGGACUCUGCGACCUUCAGAGACCGCUCGCAUGCGAUGGCUUGCUCGCCCUAAAACAGUACGUCUCUCCACGCGACUUCGACCACCUCCCACACCGGAUGGAGGGCAGAUCCGCAGCUUCAACCGCAUCUCGCGCUCUGCGCCCCUCCCUCAGUAUGUCUGCAAUCUGGACGAGAACAUCGAUUCGCUGGCAGAGCGACUGGUGUAUGAGCUGGUCAUGUCCAUGUUUCGAAAGCUUCAUCCCGAGAAAUCCGGCUGGAAUCUACAUCUGUUGAAUGUCGCCGUGACGAACAUGAUCGAGACGGCUGGGGAGCACAAGCAGAGCGGCGGUCGGGACAUCGGGAAAAUGUUCCAAACCCAAGACACGGCAGAUCGAGGUCCUUCGAGUGUAAAGGAAGAAAGCUUGUUACCGGUCAAAGAGUCUGUCAUGACCAAUGCCUCAGGCGAAUCCAGCCCUCGACCCGAUCCCGGGAUUGAUGCGUGGGAGAGCGAUGAGGAAGAGGAUAUGGCCUGCGUAGCGUGUACCACGUGCGGAGCACUGAUUCCGCAUUUUGCACUUGUAGCCCACGAGGUCUUUCACUCUGCACCGGGAGAAUGAUGGAGAUAUCACGGGGGUGGAGAGCCUCGACCCCGUAGAUGGUGCUAGUCCUGGAUAUACGGAGUAAGACGGCACCUGGACCUAGCUUUGACGCUAUUGGCCUUACCCACCGGACGAGUCCGGGGUAUAAUCUAGACUAUAGAUCUUGUACCGUGUAUUUACUAUCUGUAUAUAUGAUCUGCCAUUCCAGCAAUAAUACUAUGAUACUCUAGUGAACACGGACGAGUAUCUUUAGUAGGGCUGACCAGAUCCCG